Messenger RNA from Neltuma alba, 3482 nucleotides. RefSeq names its product phosphatidate phosphatase PAH1. Gene Ontology annotation, biological process: lipid metabolic process. The transcript has 11 exons. NCBI's taxonomy places the organism in Eukaryota, Viridiplantae, Streptophyta, Magnoliopsida, Fabales, Fabaceae. The record is from RefSeq and is a predicted model, not a curated record. Gene Ontology annotation, molecular function: phosphatidate phosphatase activity. Bases 402 to 3107 code for a protein of 901 amino acids.
ACGUUUUUGGUCCGGGAAUACCUAUUUAAUGCUCAGUCGAGGAAGCGUAGUUUUGAUUUUGAUUCGGGUUUCGCUCUAUUAUCCAAUCCUCCGGAACUUUGAAGUCUCCAGGGAGAAUUACAGCAUCAAAAAGGCAGUCCAAGAAUUUUAAACAUCAUAACAAAGAAGGAAAGACCAAGAGAAAUCGCCCCUCAAUUUCUUGAGCUACCGGAUUGAAGCUCUGAAUCUAAGAACCAUAUUCACGGGAAAGAAAACAGGAAAUUAAGACAAUCAGAUUCAAGUUGGUUGGAAGAAUAAUUUAUGCGCAUUGUUGGAAUUGACGCGAUUGAAAGCAAGGCUUCAACUUCAAAGUCUGUUUCUUAGUCUUCCAAAGGUUAACAGGUUCAUUGGCAACUGACGAAAUGAAUGUAGUGGGUAAAGUUGGAAGCCUGAUUAGCCAAGGCGUUUACUCAGUUGCUACCCCUUUUCACCCCUUUGGUGGAGCCGUUGAUGUGAUUGUUGUUCAGCAGCAAGACGGGACAUUUCGAAGCACGCCAUGGUAUGUUCGGUUUGGUAAAUUUCAGGGUGUUCUCAAAGGCGCUGAAAAGAUUGUGCGUAUAAAUGUUAAUGGUGUCGAAGCAAACUUCCACAUGCAUCUUGAUAAUUCAGGGGAGGCUUAUUUUGUGAAGGAGGUGGAUGAUGACAAGGGAAUGGAGUCAAAUGGAAUUGUUGAAGAUAACAAUAACUCUGAAUUUGCCCGAGAGGACAGUGGUAUGGAAAUUGAUAAUACUCAUGCUCACAGAGUUGCCCACAGUGUCUCUGAUUCGGGGGUGCUUGCUUUGAAAGAUGAAAAUGAAUCUUUUGAUGUGCCUCGAAUUCAAAGAACAGAAUCCGAUAGUGGUAGGAGAUAUUAUGAUUUCCAAGAUGAGCAAUCUUCUUUUGAAGGUUCAAUUGAGUUGUCAGAAUACGAGUCAAAUCCAUACGAGACUCUAGAUGGAGAAAAUUAUGUUGAUUCACAGGACUCUCAUCCGGAAAUGGUAUUGUUUAGCGUGGAUGGUCAUGUAUUGACGGCUCCUAUUUCUGAAUCAGAGCAGAAUACAGACACUCUGCGGUUAGAAACUCCUCAAUUUCAUCUUGUUCCAGGUGAAGGGACUGAGUUUUGUGAAGACAAUGGAGAGUUUAUUUCUGGUGAGAGUGCCUGGCCUGCUGAUUAUAUCAGUCAGAUAGAUGCCUCAACGGCUGAUAUUCCGACCAGUAGCCAUCACAACACUAAUGGUGAUGAUAAUAUUUCUGGACUCCAGCAGGAGGGUCACCCGGAAGAGGAUGGAUGUCAAGCACAGGAAACCUUAAGGGUUGAAAGUCAAGAACAAGGCCGUCAUAUACAAAAUGACUCAGUAGAGGGUGCCUCUGGUAUCACAAGGAAUAAUGUUUUCAAAAGCUGUUUGGAGUUGCAAGAAUUUUCGCGUAUGGCUCGGAAUGCUGAUUUACUCGAUAAAGAUUCUUCAUUGGGGGAUCAGCAUUCAGCUGAGGAUACUAACACAAUACGCCCAGUUGUCGUUGAGAAUGAAGAGGGGAGGCUGGCACUCUCUAAAUGUGACGGUGAGUUGUCUCCUUCUGAUGUUUCUGCAUCUUCCGAUGAUCGUAGAUCUUCAGAAUUAAGACCACAAGAUGUAGAGAAAAAGGGAUCAGGAGAAGUUGAAACUAACUCAGGCAGACAUUCUGUUUCUGAUAUUACCAUAUCAAAUGAUGAACAUACAGGCAAGUCAGCAUCAACUGAAGGGCUAGAUGAUAUUCAAUGUACCCUCGUGCCUGAAAAUCAUAUCAGUAAAAGUGAGAUGGUGGAAACUCAAACAGCAGUCUCCAGUGAAGAGGCCCAUAGUCAUCCAGGUUUGGGAUUUGAUAUCUCACUUUGUGGCCAUGAGCUAAAGGCGGGCAUUGGUUUGGCUGCCGCUGCUAAAGCAUUUGAAGCACAUCGGAUAUCUCCAGAUGAAUUUAAAGCUUCUGCCCCAUCCAUAAUUAAGAAUGAAAAUCUCAUUAUAAAGAUCAAUGGGAGGUACUUACCAUGGGAAAAGGCUGCUCCCCAUGUUCUAGGAAUGGCCGUCUUUGGUUUAGAUUUACCUGUUGAGCCCAAUGACACAAUUCCUGUGGAGCAGGAUGAUGCACUAAAAUCCAGGGAUGAUGAUCAUGGAUCUGCCUGGUCUGGGCGAAGAUGGAGACUUUGGCCUAUACCUUUUCGAAAAGUAAAAACAAUUGAGCACACCAGUAGCAAUUCAUCAAAUGAUGAUGUUUUUGUGGACUCUGAGUCUGGUUUGCAGAAUUCUCUUGGAGAGCCAACUCCAACAGCUGGGAGCCACAGGUCUCCUCGCAAGCAAUUGGUGAGGACAAAUGUGCCCACUAAUGAUCAAAUAGCAUCUUUGAAUCUAAAUGAAGGUCAAAAUUUAGUAACCUUCAGUUUCUCUACCAGGGUUCUUGGAAAACAACAGGUCGAUGCUCAUAUAUACUUAUGGAAAUGGAAUGCAAGAAUUGUAAUUUCAGAUGUUGAUGGAACUAUUACCAAGUCUGAUGUUUUGGGACAGUUCAUGCCUUUAGUUGGUAAAGAUUGGACUCAAUCUGGAGUGGCAAGGCUUUUUUCUGCCAUCAAAGAAAAUGGAUAUCAAGUUCUGUUUCUGAGUGCCCGUGCCAUUGUCCAAGCAUAUCUAACCAGGAACUUUUUGCUUAACCUGAAACAGGAUGGAAAGACAUUACCAAAUGGUCCUGUGGUUAUUUCACCUGAUGGAUUGUUCCCCUCACUUUACCGGGAAGUCAUAAGAAGAGCACCUCAUGAGUUCAAGAUCGCUUGUCUUGAGGAUAUUAAAAGACUUUUUCCUGCUGAUUACAACCCAUUCUAUGCCGGAUUUGGCAAUAGAGACACAGACGAACUUAGUUACAGGAAGAUUGGAAUUCCAAAAGGCAAAAUAUUUAUCAUUAACCCCAAGGGCGAAGUUGCCAUAAGUCAUCGGAUCGACGUGAAGUCUUAUACAUCAUUACACACUCUUGUCAAUGACAUGUUUCCCCCUACUUCUUUGGUAGAGCAGGAAGACUUCAAUUCAUGGAACUAUUGGAGAAUGCCAUUGCCUGAUAUUGACUAGUUAUUGCUGAAGGUGGCUAUAGCUCUCUCUGACAAGGAUCUCAGUUGGUAUGGGGCCGUCCAAGUUUUUAACAGAAAUGCCAAACAUUCCUCAAGCGACCCAUCUAGACGCCAUGAUUGAUGAUUGGAAUGUGCCUUUCUGCACUCAAAGUUCAUUCUUUGGAAUAAGCUCUGGGCUUGUUUUUGAUCUCCAUUAUUCUUGAUUCGUGGUAGUUCAUGCGUAGGCAGAAUCAGAGAACAUUUCUCAAUCGCCUUUCACCAAAGCAAAAAAUUGUAGAAAAUUUGGUUGACACAUCAUUCUAAAGCAAACCUUGUACUCUUCUUCUUUUCUUCGGGAUGAUCAACGAAUAAUAGCAUAGAUGCUUAUUCAAAGCAA